AUGUACUUGCUGGAACUACUUUUCUUUAGUGGACUGGCUGCUGGGGCAGUCUGCCAUGCAUACAUUUAUUUCAACUUCCUUUCAUUUGUAUUUAAGCUUCCAGUAUCAGGUCGAGUGCAUGAGCUGAAUGCAAAAGGAACAGUCUUUCAAGCUUUUGAAAUGUAUCGGCUGAAGUCCUGUAUUGAUUUUAAACCUUAUGAAGGGGAGAAGUCAUUCAUCAAGUUUGAGAAACAAGGCGGGUGCUUUUCCAGUGUGGGGAAACAACCCAGUGGACAGGUACUAUCUUUGGGCACCCGCUGUGACCAUAAGGCUAUUGUUGAGCAUGAAUUACUGCAUGCACUGGGCUUUUACCACAUGCAGUCACGUCAGGAUCGAGAUGACUAUGUGAAGAUCUGGUUGGAUCAAGUCACUGACGGCCAUUCUCUUUCAACAAAGACCCCCGACAUCCCCACCAUCACCACCAACAUCCCAGAGUUCUACAACAUCAUCGGGCAGUAUCUAGACUUCAGCGAACAGGACGUUGUGAGACUGAAUAAAAUGUAUAACUGCAGUUCCACUCUAACCUUGCUGGAUCAGUGCACUUUCGAAUACAUCAAUAUAUGCGGCAUGAUCCAGAGUCCCACGGAUGAUGAAGACUGGGUUCACACCAAGAGCACCCCUGGCUCUGAAGACCACACUCUUAUAGGACAGUGUAGGGGUGACGAUGAUAAAGGCUGGAAAAUUGCUCACGUGCCUAUGGAUGUUGGAGUGAAAUUUCGUUAUGCGUUUCAGGGGGUGAAGGGGGACCCUAGUAAUUCCAAUGGGGGUAUGUUCAUAGAUGACAUCAGUCUGGUUGAGACACGCUGCCCCUCUGCUGUCUGGCGCAUCCAGAAUUUCUCUCAGAUCAUGGCGGAAGCUGAUCAUAACACUUUCUUGGACAGCCCACCCUUCUACAGCCCUGAAGGUUACGCCUAUGGCAUCCGCGUGUACCCUCUUGCAAACUACACUGACUAUACAGGCAACUACACCGGCCUCUACUUCCAUCUGGCCAGCGGAGAGAAUGACAUGGUCAUGCAGUGGCCUGCUGUGGACCGCCAGGCCACUUUAGUAGUAAUGGACCAGGAUCCAGACAUCAAACUGAGGAUGUCCUCCGCUCGAAGUCUCACCACAGACCUGUCAACAACUCCUGAAGACAAAUUGUAUUGGGACAAUCCAGCAAGGUUGGAACCUACGACUCUGCCUGCCAGUGCUACAGAGGUGAAUCAAUGGGAUGGAGAAAUUUCAUCAAACACUUUGAUCUACGCAGACGUAAUUACCUAA
Messenger RNA from Cylicocyclus nassatus, 1299 nucleotides. The record is from the annotation of a GenBank genome assembly. NCBI's taxonomy places the organism in Eukaryota, Metazoa, Nematoda, Chromadorea, Rhabditida, Strongylidae.